Molecule: messenger RNA, 2604 nt
Organism: Podospora bellae-mahoneyi
Lineage: Eukaryota; Fungi; Ascomycota; Sordariomycetes; Sordariales; Podosporaceae
Gene: CTK2
Product: RNA polymerase II C-terminal domain kinase beta subunit
Exons: 3
Coding region: 216-1598 (460 amino acids)
Biological process (GO): positive regulation of DNA-templated transcription, elongation; regulation of transcription by RNA polymerase II
Cellular component (GO): cyclin/CDK positive transcription elongation factor complex; nucleus
Molecular function (GO): cyclin-dependent protein serine/threonine kinase activator activity
Source: RefSeq, a predicted model, not a curated record
CCGCAAUUGUUGCAUCUGGCUUCAACCGCAAGCUCCUACAAGGCCAUUGUCCAAAGGCCACUCAAUCGUCAAAAUCUGUCGCAACUGCCAUACGUGACCCAAGGCAGCCUGUGCAAAUCCCCAUCCAGACAAACCUUUCUCUGCGUGGCUCCUCACCUCGACCUUGAACCUCGACCGCCUCUCCGCCCCCGCAUGACGACGGUAUCACGGCCCCGAUGGCACCAUCCGCGGCGAACCCGACGGCUCCGGCCGCUAACGGACAGUCCGCCGCCCCCGCCGACGAUGUCCCGAUAGGACCUGUCACCGGCCUGUCUGACAUGGCCACCCAGUAUAUCUCGGAGCAGACACUACAACAGAGGCUCAAGGCCAUAGCGUACGAAGAGGCAAAGGACGACCAUUAUAGGAUAAGAGGCGUCCAAUUGAUUGACAACGUCCGCGAGGCACUGCAAUUACCCAUCAAGACAUUCGAUACCGCAGCGAUAUACUACCACCGAUUUCGGAUCAGGUUUCCAAGUAGCGAAUACAACUAUGAAGAUGUUGCACUUGCCGCUUUGUUUGUGGCCUGCAAGUCUGAGGAUACCAUCAAAAAGUCACGAGAUAUUCUCUGCGCUGCCCAUAACCUACGGUCCCCCCACGACAAGAAGACACCUGAUGACAAGCAUUUUGAUGCCCCCUCCAAGUUCACGAUAGGACUUGAACGCCACAUUCUCGAAACCAUCGGCUUCGACUUUCGAGCGCCAUACCCGCAGAAGUUGUUGAUCAAGAUGGCCAAGAAGCUGGUACCGGAAGGGGAGCGCAACAUGAAGUUUCCACGGGGAGAAUGGAGCACGCUCACUUCAUCGGAAAAACUACUACAUACGGCCUACGACAUGUCCAUUGACAUUUACAAGACCUUCGUGCCCAUCAAGCAGACAGCCCUCACCAUGGUGUUGUCUAUUGUGAGACUCACGGCCAUGUUGAUGGAACAAAGCUUGGAGCCGCCGAGGUUCAAAACGAAGGUGGCAUCGCGUACGCAAGAAGCGUGUGUGUAUGAGACGAUGUUGGAUCUUAUGGAUCUAUACACCACCCACCCACGUUCCACCAAGGUCGGACUCAACUACGAGCUUCAGCACCUGAUGGAUGUCAAGAUCGAGAUCAACAAGAGAAUGACAGCCGAAGGCUUUCAGCGAUACAACGCCAUGUGCAAAAAGUGCACCGAUCAACCUGACAACCGUUCUGUCACGCCGGGGUCCGUAAACUCGCCAGCAACCAACAUCUCCGGGACCGGGGGGACCUCAGUUAAGCGCAAGAGGGCGAACAGCGAAGGCACCCUGCGCUUUGUGUUUGACGCGGGAGCUGCCCGCCAGGAACGAAAUCUGGCUGCGACAUAUUUCAACGACGAAUACGAGGAGUACGAGGUGGAGGUGGAAGAAGAGAUCAAGGUCCCACCAACUGAUCCCCGGCAUAACGCGGGCGGCGGACGGGGCAGCCAUCACGGGCACCACGGUGGCCACCACAACAAUCGACACGACUACGGCUACCACAACAGAGGCGGUAGGCACCCAUAUCACGAUAACCGACACAGGGGCAACCGGCGAGGAGGCGCUGGGAUGAACUAGAGGUCUGCGCCGAGGUCGGGCUAGGCGUCUCCUCCGGGUAUUGGACACGGCCAGCCGACACCGGACCAGCCUUUUCCUCCUGGGCCUCAGUUCACGUUGUCUAUUCGGCCAAAGCCAUCUGAAAAGCCCAAAGAACCUGUACCUGAAACGCCGAAAGAACCCGCGAUUGGAAAGCCCAAAGAAGCAAUACCCAAACAGGCCAAAGAACAACUGACAACACCUCAGAAGAGAGUCGUCCCCGACGAAGCCAAUAUGCCAGGCUCGCCGAGUGCAAAGCGCCCUGCCGUGGCACACACUGCUGCUGUGUACCGUGCCGUGCCGCAGCCCUACGGUCAUGCCCAUCCCAAGCAGCCUGUGGCUCAGGAUCCCUACCACGUCACGUAUUCCGCCGGCGGUGGGCCAUCGGGGUAUGCGCAUCUGGGGAGAGUGGUGCCUCAAGCAUUCUUCAACAGGCUCAGGGGCCGGCGCUUCGUAAGAGACAGGACCCAUCCGUGGCAAGACCCCAGUAGUGCCACGACAGGGCGGACAAGAAGUGGAUAUGUAGGAAGGAACGAGUUGCCUCCUUGGAGGCGAGGUGGUAGUCUUGUGCCUGCGGCGGAGGUGCAGGGUCAACAGCAGGGCAGCGCGUCGGGUGAGACGGAAGGUCCACCACAACAGACCGAUGCGCCGGACGAGAAGCAGGAGGGCGCUACCAAGGAUGAGGAAGAAGGUGCAGCAGCACAGGAUCAGGAGCAGAAGAAAGACACAGCAGAAGAUGAGAAGCCUGAGGGAUAGAAAGACAUGUUGUCAUGCUGGGUGUGUUAUUGGUGUUUGGAGUCUACGGGAGUUCAGAUCAGCGGAUGAUGAUUGAUACCCAAAACUACACCACAAGACGGUGAGGCGGCUUGAUGUGCAGGUUUUGGAAAAGAGACAAGGCAUUGCUGCUGCUCAAAGUGUAUAAAUUCUAGAUGAAGACGUUGGGUUGGGGGGGUCGUUCGUUCCCGAAAGCGAGAAAAUAGUACCUAAC